Ostrinia furnacalis (Asian corn borer) is the source of this 253-nucleotide messenger RNA. RefSeq names its product phenoloxidase subunit 2-like. Lineage: Eukaryota; Metazoa; Arthropoda; Insecta; Lepidoptera; Crambidae. The record is from RefSeq and is a predicted model, not a curated record. The transcript has a single exon. The annotation marks the transcript as partial.
AUACAACAACGAGCGUCUAAACAACUCUUUGAAGCGCGUUAAGAAGUUCAGCGACUUCCGCGAAGAGAUCCCAGAGGCUUACUACCCCAAGCUGGACAGUCUGACGUCAUCGCGCGGGUGGCCGCCGCGGCAGGCCAACAUGAAGUGGCAGGACCUGAACCGGCCGGUGAACGGCGUCAACGUUCGCGUCUCCGAUAUGGAGAGGUGGCGGAACAAUGUACAGGAGGCUAUAGCAACUGGGCUCGUUGUCUUG